This is a messenger RNA of Spodoptera littoralis (African cotton leafworm), 3295 nucleotides long. NCBI's taxonomy places the organism in Eukaryota, Metazoa, Arthropoda, Insecta, Lepidoptera, Noctuidae. The record is from the annotation of a GenBank genome assembly.
AGGAAAAGUCUGUUUUCCUAUCGAUUUCCCCGCAUUUGUAAACAGUACGUUUACGUAGUUUAAAUCCGCUAUACUUAUAGUUAUUGGUUGAUAGUUCGCAACUUUAUGAAAGAAAUAAGGAGGUUCGCAAUAUGCCUUGAGGUUAGACAAUGAGCGAGCGAGGCGCUCGACGCGGCCCAGGCGCACCUUUCUACGCGCCAUUGCGGCGUAAAACCUCUGCAGAGAUCAUCAGUGAAGCAAGAGCUGCUAUUUACGGCGAAAUGAGCGGCACAUCUAGCGGUGGUGGCGCUGGUGGCAGCCUGCGUCCGCUGCGCACGCGCCGCCCCUACACACCUCGCGAACCACAGAGGUCGCUCUACACCAACAAGAAAGAACCGAGACCGCCCAGUGGUUUUGAUCUGAAGUUCCUGAGUCUGUCAGAGAGUGGUGAGGAGACGCUGGCAGCGAUGGACGCUCGCAUCGCUCACCUGGAUGAGGAGGCACUCAAUGAAAUGCUUACAGACACUCGCAGCAGGAAAAAACCUGCGGUACGCAAGGACGCUCGACAAGGCGGGGUAGGUGACAUGUGGGGGGGAUUUACCAAGCUGCCGCAUCUCAGUGGUAGGAGCAAACCUCUCCACAGGCGUAAUACUACUGGACAAGUACAUGCUGAAGAAUUAAAACCUGAAGCCGGCUUAGCGGGAGCAAUCUCAGUAACUCGUCCUCUAGGUGAUCCAACUAAUACCACUAUCGGCAGCACAUUGAUGGGCGAUGUCGUCAAUGUUAAGGCAGAUGGUGCUGGUGCAUCAAAACGCAAGCAGUUCGCGUCUACGAAAGCAGCGUCAUGCGACGUUGCCAGCUGUACCAGCGGUCUGCGAGCUGAUAUCGAUGUAAAACAUCUCGCCGUGCAACUACCCAAUACAUCCUCGGACAGUUUGGAAAAUUUGACGUUAUUAGAGCUAUCAGAAGCUCUAUCGCAGCGGUGUCGCGACUCGCACCGAACGCUGCAACUACUAGAAGCAGUGGUGGCCAACUUACAAGCAACUACACCUGGCGGCAGUCUGCGGGAACUACUCAUGCGGUCUCUGUACAUGCACAUCGACAGUGAAGACGAGAGGAUACUCGUCGCUGUGGCGCGGGCUAUGCUAUCUAUGCGAGUGACUGGGACACAUUUAGCAGCGGCUUGUAAACUUGUGUUCAAGAUAGCAAAGAAUGAUAAGAACGAUCACUACUUUAAGACCACCAAUUUGUUGGAGCUGUUGGUGGAGGGGUGCGGGCGCGCGGAGCCGGUGUCGGAGAGCGCGUGCUGCGUGUACGGCUGCGCGGCGCUGCGCGUGCUGGCGCUGGAGCCCGCGCUGGCGGCGCGCGCGCUGCGGGCCGGCGCCGCGCAUCUGGCCGCGCUGCAUCUCAAGAUACUCAAUAAUGCGAAAACGGAGUCCCCUCGCUCCCUAGGCGAGCAGAGUACGCAUGCGCUAUACCAAGUGACGGGAGCGCUGCGCAGCCUGGCGGGCGCAGUGGAUCAGUUUGCGCACGAGUUCCUCGCCAGCGGCGCGCUGCCUGAACUUGUGGAUGCACUGGCGCUACAUACUGACAGGGACGUGCUCACUAAUGUCGCCAGGUGUCUCAGCGUGGUGUCGGGCAGCGCGGAGUGCUGCGCGAGUCUGUGCGCGCGGCGCGGGGCGGCGCGGGCCGUGCUGCGGGCGCUGGCCGCCUGCGCGCCGCGCGCCCCGCUGGCCGUGAGGCUCGCGUACACGCUCGGGAACAUGGCCGCCGCCGACGAGCGCGCCAGGAACGAUGUGAGGAUAAAUGUGCAAUUAAAUAUGAUUAGACGAAUACCAUAUGAGAUCAGUAGCGAAUACUUCUUCAAUGACCCUUCAGAAAUAAAUUUUCAACUGCAGUUGGCGCGGUGGCUGGGCAACUGGCUGCCGCGCAACGUGUCGCAGAUUUACAACGAAGACGGUGCGAUAGACGUUUUACUUACAAUAUUGGAGUCAUACACGAAGAAGAACCCGCAAGAUCUGCCAGACGUCGAGGCAGACCCAGAUCUACACUUAGUUGGUUCCGAUUUAGGCGGAUCAGAUGGUUCAAAUGAAGAUGUUCUUAUCAAGACUGUACGUGUUGUUGCAAAUUUGUGUCUGGCGGAGCGCGUGGGCCGAGGUCUGGCGGACGUAUACGCAGAGCGGAUAGUCAACUCUCUGCUCGCAUGUCUACAACUUGCUGAGAGGAUUAUAACAAAUACGGACAAAUCAAUACCUGAAAAUAUGCCACCAGUGGAACGCGCCGAGGAGUUGGCGACGGCGGCGCUGGCCACGCUCAACAAUAUGACCUUCUACCGCGAGCCGCCAGACCCACCAGACCCACUCCACGUACCUUUCGACAAUAUAUGCAAAGCGACAUGUCGUUGGCUGCGCGGGUCGGGCCCGGCGUCGUGCGAGGCGGUGCGCGCCCUGGGCAACGUGUCGCGCGCCACGCGCACCGCGCAGCUCAUCGUGCUUGAGGGGGCACUCGACAGACUCGAACCCUUCCUCAAUCACGAGGAGGGCGGCGUGCGGUGCGCGGCGGCGGGCGUGCUGGUCAACGUGUGCGGCGCGGGCGCGGACUGCGCGGCGGCCGCGGCGCUCGUGGCGCGCGCGCUGGCGGCCGCGGCCGCGCGCGUAGACGCGGCGCCGGCGCCGCUCCUGGCGCGCGCGCUCUGGAACGCGCACGCGCACGAACCGUACCCGCUCUCGCCUAUACACGCGCAUGCUGUCUCUGAAGCACUCGCUGUUUUUAUAGAUGAUGAAUCUGUAUUUGCUGCUUGCGAAGCGGAUAAGCUGGGAGAACAAGAAAUUGAUCGAAAUGUUACAAAACACCACGUAACGUUCGACUUGGAGAACAACAACUAUGCCUCAGAAUGUGACCCAUCUUGUUACGAUUCAACUUCAAAACAGAUUAGUCGCAAGAACAGUCUAGAAACAGGUGACGUCACCGGUGAGGACUUGGGCUUUGAAGAGGGAGAUGUGGAGGAGUGCUGGUGUGAGCCCUGCCGUCGACUAGCCGCGUGGGACGAACUUGUGGGAGUCGCCAUACCAUUGUUAGAUAGAUUGCGACCUCCACGGUCAGACGCCUCCGUCGGCACGGAAUAAAAAAAAACAACUAGUACCUGACUUGAGAUAUUUUGAAUUUGGAAUAAAAUAAGGUCUUUAGACUUUGGAUUAUAUGUAUAUGGCCAGUGACUUUCGCAGUUAAUAUUUUGAGAAGGUUGUGGGAAAAGAGUAUGUAAUAAAAAAAAUAAAGAAAGGGCUACAGUUAUAAAUGUUUGGUUUUUCGUAAAAUU